ACUUCGAAAUUGUGCUUAGCUGUUUGCAAGCUAUUGUAUCUCUUUUUCAGAGCAAUUUACGCUUGUUUCUCAUCAUUCGGCAUUCUGACGCAAUCAUAGCUGUUCGGCAAUAUGUGAAUAGACGCCAGUUUGGAAGAAAUUUGCAAAAAUCACUGGCAAUUCGAAGUGGAUCUUUUUAUCAUAUUCGCAAAAUAGUAAUUUUUGCAAUAAGUUUUGAGCUUGUUUUGUGUCUUAGCUUUCAAUUUAUCGACUUUGCUCACCAUCACAUGCUUCGAUUACCAUUUGAUAUAAGCCAAAGCUUUCCACGUAUGCAAUGUCUUUGCGAUAACAUGUUCUGUUUGUUAAUGUCCGCACACUCGUUGCUACGACCAGCUGUACACAUUGCAGUAUACAUGAUCGUGAAUGGACUUGAAGCAGAACUCAAAGUAAUUACCCAAACAUUUUCACAAAUUUUUCACAACACUGACCAACAUGUUCAAAGGAGGAUGGAAUCAGAAGCUUGCAGCAUUCUUCAAAUGGAAUACAAGCUAAAAUUUUACUUUUGGAAGUACAUACAAGAGGAGUUUGGCGAAUGCAUUGCUCUGCACGUCGAGUUUCUUGCAAUAAAAAACAAAAUUCGUCCGAUGCUGAAUUCUCAUUUCUUGAUCAUUUACUACACGACUGCUUUGAAUUUGGCUCUUGGAUCAUACUAUCUGGCUCAAAUGAAAACGAUUACAUUGUUCUCAAUACAAACCUUGGCAUACUGCCUUUAUAUUGCCUUCGAGUGUCUUAUCCUCACCCGGAUGGUGAGCCUGCUGAACGAGGCACACGAAUCCAUUGGCCGAGAAGUGUACUACCUGGAUUGGCCUACGAGGCUGGAGUACGAGGAUCAUUUUGCAGCUGAGUACAAAUCAGUGCGUAGAAAUUUCGUCACAGUGAUUGCAAUGUCGCAGCAACCGUUAAGGUUCAAUGGGUAUGCACUUUUCCUCUUCUCAAUGGCUACCCCUCAUCCGGUAUAGUAUAUCUUGUAUCAAAUUGAAAAAAAAUGACACAAUGUGUUCCCUGCAUACAAAUCGCUGCACAUCUAAGCGGUUUUUUUUUGGCAAAAGAGCAACCCCCAAAAAGUGUCUCAUUAUGUCGGAUCUGUCCCCCCAAUGCCUGGCAUUACAAUAUUGCAAAACUUGUUUGCGCCCAGCAGCGCUAAGCUUGUCCGCCAGAUUUUCCACAUACAACGUUUUAAAUUUCGUGACAUAGUCGGCAUCGCUACCAUUGUUGGAGCUGUAUUUCCAUGGAGUUUUCCCUCCUCAUUGUCUAGUCGUGGAACAAUAUGCAUUUCAGUUUUCCGGGUGCACCAGCAUUACAUUUUAUGAGAAUUACCUGCAGCCUUCUCACACCGCACCACAACAAUCUUGCUAAUUAUAUUUGACUGACAAAGGGCUGCAAUUUAGCUGAAUGAAGCGUUGAAACUCAAUACUUUCACGAGCGAAAAGUGUCAAGUUUGUGAGAGUUUACAGGUGCGGGAUUCAUCCCUUUUUGUUGAAAAGUACACCAUGUACUUCCGAGUGCUGUGUAAA
Messenger RNA from Culex quinquefasciatus (southern house mosquito), 1553 nucleotides. RefSeq lists its product as uncharacterized. The coding region runs from base 267 to 998 and encodes 243 amino acids. Lineage: Eukaryota; Metazoa; Arthropoda; Insecta; Diptera; Culicidae. Gene Ontology annotation, cellular component: membrane. Gene Ontology annotation, biological process: sensory perception of smell. The transcript has 3 exons. The record is from RefSeq and is a predicted model, not a curated record. Gene Ontology annotation, molecular function: olfactory receptor activity; odorant binding.